AGCUGAAUUUGUGCAAGUCAUAACAAACGAUAUCCGUUCAACGAGCAUUUAUUAUUCAGACAUAAACACACUAGAUCAAGGCCAACGGGGCAACUAUUGGACUUUCGUAACUUUCCAUUGCCUGAUAAACACCUGUUUAGUUUCAGGCUGUAAAAUGCAAACGUGAGAUAGGCCUGGAGAAGGGGAGAGAGCGGGAGGUAUGUGUGUGCUGUGUGUGCGGAUAUAGGCUACAUGUGUGUAAUGAAGGGGAAGGAGAGAACACAAUGAUAAAUCAUUAAGCAUAUCGGUUGCUCUCAACAAACCUCAUUGGCAACUUAACACAAACGUGACCAAGGCGAAUAGUCAAGUCAACAGCAUUUCAACCUGGGAAAUAUACCUGUGCUUAUCAUUCUAUAAGCACAAAGUUCAUAGACAAAAAUAACUGCAUCGAAUAAAAUCAAAGACUAUACAUCUGUUUUUUAUUCAUCAACUAACUUGAAAAACGGAAUGGAUCCUAUAGUGGAGGUAGUUGCCUUGCUUCUUGGGUUCUGCGGAUGGGUGAUGGUGGGCAUAGCUAUACCAAACCGCUACUGGAAGGUUUCCUCCGUUGAUGGGAAUGUCAUCACUACCUCCACAAUUUAUGAAAACCUGUGGAUGUCCUGUGCUACGGAUUCUACUGGCGUCCACAACUGCCGCGAAUUUCCCUCUCUCCUUGCCCUCAAUGGUUAUAUCCAAGCAUCUCGGGCGUUGAUGAUCUCAGCGGUUGUCUUUGGAACCAUCGGGCUGUUUGCCACUCUGAUCGGGAUGCAGUGUUCUAAAGCAGCGGGAGAUAACAUUGUUCUUAAGGGCAGAAUAGCUGGUGUUGGUGGCGUGUUUUUCUUGCUUCAAGGCCUCUGCACAAUGAUCUCAGUGUCUUGGUACGCUUUCAACAUCACCCAGGUCUUCUUUGAUCCAUUAUAUCCUGGGACUAAGUAUGAGAUCGGAGAAGGCCUUUACAUUGGCUGGUGCUCGGCUGUUCUCGCCAUCCUUGGAGGGUGUUGUCUGACAUGUUCCUGCAAACUGGGCACAUCAGAGAAAUAUCUCCUCAGCCCUUACCCUUACCAGUCCAAGGGCACAGCGUACUCCGGAGUUGCACCAUCGAGGAGUCAGGGUGCCAAUUCAUAUGGCCGGAACGCCUAUGUUUGAGAGGAAGAGGAGACACCUUUGAACCCCAUAGAUCAUCAUUAUUCACUAUGGCACACGGCCUAUGAACUACAGCUGGUGAAGAUAUGUAGAAACAACUGAUUGAGGUCUAAAGUGCCAAUACGUAUUUUUUUCAUGUGUUGUAUGUAAGUAAAUGCAGAAUAGAUGGGAUGCUUUAUGAUUGACAAAUGCAUUACCUGUACAUUUCAUAAAUUGUAUUUUUCAUAAUGAUAGUCUGAUGUUGGAAUUUCAUUUGGACAGUUGGGUGUUUUUGAGAAGCUCAGUCCUAUGAUCUGUUGAUGUACAAACUUCUAGAUCAACUGCAAGGUCAAAACCAGCAGAUACAGACUUUGGUGAUUGGGAAGUAUUCAUAUGUAUUUUUGUUAUCAGGAUGUUUUGUAUUGUUUGUACAGUUUUAUAAUGAUAGGGGUUGGUUUUGUAAUGUUUGUACAGUUUACAAUAUUUUAUGUUAGAUUGAUAAAUUUUUUCAUGUUAAA
This is a messenger RNA of Esox lucius (northern pike), 1658 nucleotides long. RefSeq names its product claudin 15a (gene cldn15a). Gene Ontology annotation, molecular function: structural molecule activity. The transcript has 5 exons. Gene Ontology annotation, cellular component: bicellular tight junction; plasma membrane. Gene Ontology annotation, biological process: bicellular tight junction assembly; cell adhesion. The record is from RefSeq and is a predicted model, not a curated record. Lineage: Eukaryota; Metazoa; Chordata; Actinopteri; Esociformes; Esocidae. The coding region runs from base 487 to 1164 and encodes 225 amino acids.